GCGGCGGCGGUGGCGAAGGCGACAUGGAGAGCGGGGCCUACGGCGCGGCCAAGGCGGGCGGCUCCUUCGACCUGCGGCGCUUCCUGACGCAGCCUCAGGUGGUGACGCGAGUCGUGUGCCUGGUCUUUGCCUUGAUCGUGUUCUCGUGCAUUUUCGGCGAGGGCUACAGCAAUACCCACCAUUCCAGACAGAAAUACUGCAUUUUCAACCACAAUGAGGAUGCGUGCGGCUAUGGCAUCGCCAUCGGGGUGCUGGCCUUCCUGGCCUCAGCCUUUUUCCUCGUGGUUGAUGUCUAUUUCCCUCAGAUCAGCAACGUCACUGACCGCAAAUACCUGGUUAUCAGCGACCUGCUCUUCUCAGCUCUCUGGACCUUCCUGUGGUUCGUUGGUUUCUGCUUCCUUACCAGCCAGUGGGCAGCCACCAAGGAGGAAGAUGUGCUAGUGGGGGCCGACUCGGCCCGGGCAGCCAUCACUUUCAGCUUCUUCUCCAUCUUCUCCUGGGGUGUGCUGGCCUCCUUGGCCUACCAGCGCUACAAGGCCGGAGUGGACGACUUCAUCCAGAACUAUGUAGACCCCACUCCAGACCCCAGCACAGCCUACGCUUCCUACCCUGGUGCAUCUGUGGACAACUACCAACAACCGCCCUUCACCCAGAACGCCGAGACCACUGAGGGCUACCAGCCGCCCCCCGUGUACUGAGCCGCAGUGGGGGAUGGUAAGGGAGGCAGAGAGGGUGCUCAGGGGGCCUCCCCCCUACCCUGGACUCCUCCCAUGAGCCUUGCCUCCUGGAGCUGUGGCCCCUCCUCCCGUCCCGUGCCCAUCAGAGCCUCGGCACAGCCUGGAGAGCCACUGCUUCCCCCACCCCAGCUGCUGGUGG
Odobenus rosmarus divergens (Pacific walrus) is the source of this 876-nucleotide messenger RNA. RefSeq names its product putative synaptogyrin-2 like protein-like (gene SYNGR2). Gene Ontology annotation, cellular component: neuromuscular junction; synaptic vesicle membrane. The transcript has 4 exons. NCBI's taxonomy places the organism in Eukaryota, Metazoa, Chordata, Mammalia, Carnivora, Odobenidae. Bases 24 to 698 code for a protein of 224 amino acids. The record is from RefSeq and is a predicted model, not a curated record.